Fonsecaea nubica is the source of this 891-nucleotide messenger RNA. RefSeq lists its product as hypothetical. Bases 1 to 891 code for a protein of 296 amino acids. NCBI's taxonomy places the organism in Eukaryota, Fungi, Ascomycota, Eurotiomycetes, Chaetothyriales, Herpotrichiellaceae. The transcript has 3 exons. The record is from RefSeq and is a predicted model, not a curated record. Gene Ontology annotation, molecular function: catalytic activity.
AUGCCCAAUACCAAGACGGUCCACGUCCCUCACCUGGGCGGCAUCGACGCCGCGUACCAGAUGCCCUACCCCUACGACGCGUCCAAGCCGACGUUGAUCCUCGUCAACAGCUUCACCACCUCGUCCGAGCUGUACCAGAAGCAGUACGCCAACAAGGAACUCACGGACAAGAUGAACCUCUUGGCCAUCGAGCUGCUCGGCCACGGGCAGACGCGGACCAAGUCGGAGAAUUUCACAUACUGGGACACGGCCAUCAUGAACAUCCAGGUCAUGGACGCGCUGGGCAUCAAGAAGGCCUUUGUCCUGGGCACUAGCCAGGGUGGAUGGAUCACGGUGCGGAUGGCGCUGUUGGCUCCUGAAAAGAUCCAAGGCAUCAUCCCCCUCGGCACCUCGCUGGACUACGAGUCCGAACGCACCCGCAAACUCGGCUGCUGGGACGGCGUGGCCGCCUGCACGGGCCCCAUCGACAAAUGGACGAGCAAGACCCCGACGCCCGACUUCAAACCCGACCUCGAAUACUGCGAUUUCCUGAUCGACAUCGGCUUCGGCAAGGGCUGCACCCAGGAGAUGCGCGAGUUUUGGCGCAAGACCAUCCAGGCGAAUUACCAAGGCGACGACGGCCGACGACGCGCGAGGAUGGCGGCUAUCAAUCUGCGCGAGCGCGACGGCCUGCACGGUCGACUGUUUGACGUCAAGUGUCCAGUUAUGUGGUUGCAUGGCUCAGACGACCUUGUCUACAGCGUCGCCAACGCGAAGGAGGAAAUCAAGCUCCUCACCAACUCGCCGUCGGCCGAGCUGAUUGUAGUUCCCGGCGGGGCGCACUUCUUGUCAGCCUCGCACCCGAAGGAGGUGGAUAGUGCCCUCAUCGCCUUUGUGGGCAAGUAUGCUUGA